AUGGUCGGGAUCCACUUCAUGCAGGUCCGGUGCAUCGGCUCAGUGCGAGGCGCGCCAAGCAACGUGAAUCGGCUUCGGGGGCACAAGGCAGCUUUUGACUUUCAGGUAGAAAAGGUGGGCACAUGGCAUUUGCGGUGCUGUGACUUCGACAUUGGUAGGACCCGUGCUCGGGGGAGUGGGCAGGAACCAGCUGGUCCUAGCCCCGUGGCGAGCGGGGGUCAUAGAGCCGAUGGCGACGUUGCUGAAGAACAUGAAGAGAGUGAGCCUGACCGUGAGAGACCACGGCCUGAGGCUUUGGAUGGUAGGAAUGAUGAUGAGCAGGGUGAGAGCGAGCACUGGGGUGUAUGGUCGCAUGAGACUCCGGGGAGUUGGUGGGGCGACCGUCACUAUGGUGGUUGGUGGAGCUGGCAUUGGGAUGACUGGCGCCACGACUGGGAGCCGAGGCGAGAUGAGAAGGUGGCCCGGGUUGAAGAGACCACUUGGGCGUUGGAUGGCCGCUGGGUUGGAGGCAGUAGCACCCCGGCGGGUGAAUCAUGGCGGACCGGAGACGAUGGUGCUUCGGGCAAGCCGACGGAGAAGAUGGUGGUCCCUGAGUUCGAUGGCGAUGGUGGCGAAAAUGAGCUGGGCACCACCGCUCGCUCAUACUUGAGGAAGGUUGGGGCAUGGCUGCGGUGCACCAAGCUCCCAGAGCGCGAGCGUGGCUUGGCGCUCUACACCCACCUCAAGGGCCGGGCUUGGGUCUUUGCGGAGGAGCUGGACUUGGAUCGACUUGGGGCCAAUGGAGGUGUUGAGUACUACUUGGAGUGGGUCAGAAUCCGCUUCAUGGAAAUGGAAGUGAACAAAGUGGCAUCAGUCAUGACGGAGCUCUUCAAGAAGUGCCGCCGCAAGCCAGAGCAGGCGGUGAGGGACUUCAACAUGGAGUUUGAGCGCUUGUUGUUGCGCCUUGGAGAGCUGAACUGCGAAUUGCCAGCUCUUGUCAAAGCUUGGCUCUACCUCGACCGUCUCAAGUUGGGGGAGAGCGACGAGCUGGCACUCUUAGCAUCUGUGAACAACCAGUACGACCUUCGUUGCCUGCAGCAGGCAGCCAUCAUCCAUGAUCGUGGCGUCGCACGACGAUCGUGGGAACGCCCUGGCAAUGGGGGGCGUUGGAAGCAGCAAUCAGCGCAUGUGACGGCCGCUGGAGAUGAUGCCUGGAGCGAUGAGCACGAUGGAGAUGCUGGCGGUGCAUUGGACGACAAGGAAGAGUCCGAUGCGGAGCUGGUUGAAGAAGAGGUGGCAUCGGGACUACAUAGUGCAUUCAUGGCUUUCCAGGAUGCGAAGUCUCGCUAUCGUGAGGCAAUGAAGGGCAGAGGCAUGGACCGGGAAGAGAUGAAGAAGAGGAGCGAAGAAAGAUUGCGCCUUGCAAAGGCGCGCAGCUACUGCUCAGCAUGCAAGCGAAAGGGGCAUUGGCACCGAGAUCCCGAAUGCCCUUUGAAAGGAACUUCGCGGAGCAGUGCCACGGCUGAGGGUGCGAAGAGUGCGCAGAUGUGCACCCACCACGUGCAGAUGUGCUAUAUGACUGCCUAUGUGGACACUCCUGAAGAGACCUAUGGCGAGUGCGAGACCGUGGUCUUCAUGGCGGGCGAUGCUGGUGAUGGUGGCCAGCGUGUCGGGGGAGGUGAGAGACCCUGCGCGCUGGCCAUUGCAGACACAGCCUGCACGAAGACGGUGGCAGGACAUCAAUGGUAUGAAGACUAUUGUCGUUGGGCAGACGAUCGUGGGCUUCCCAUCGAGAUAGUCGAGGAGAAGGAUCAGUUCAAGUUUGGUGCAUCGAGAAUCCACCCUUCCAUGUUUGCACUUUGGGCCAUCUUCGGAGUGGGCGGCAAGUGGAUCCGUGUGAAGGUAGCCAUAGUCCAAUGCAGGGUCCCACUUUUGUUUAGCCGCACAGUUCUUGCAAAGCUUGGCAUGGUUUACCGUGUAGGAGCUCAAAGGGCAGAUUUGACACAUUUAGGGCUUUUUGAUUUAGAGAUGGCCGUGUCAGAAACUGGACACCCUGCUUUUGUGGUCACUGACAUUGGUGACAGGGCAAGCUACGGAUCUGAGUUCCGUUGGAGCGGCAAUCCGGAGGUCCAACUCUGUGACAGCUCUGUGGUCGAGCAAUACAUGGCUGAGCCGAUUCAUAACGCAACGAAUCGCACUUCAAGCAUGCUGGUGGACUAUGGAUUGGACGUAGCCGUUUUCAGAAACCAAGAUCAACUAGCUCUCCCCGACGUUGGCAGCCCAAGCUGCCAGACCAUGUCAGCGGUGCCGACUUCACCAUGGCGCAUGAACAAGGCGGAGUUGAUCCGCGAGCUGGAUGCAUUGCAGAUUCCCAUCCACCCAAGGUGGACUCUCCCAGAGCUCAGGCAGACGGUGAUCGAGCACCGCCAGCAGAGAACGGGGGAAGAGGAGACGGCAAUCAAGGGCUUGGGGCGCAUGACACUGGACGAGCUCAAGGCCAAGUGCACGGAACACAGUUUGAAAGUGCCCACGAAAGCCACACGGGGGCUCCUCAUCAAGAUGCUGCGUCAUGCCUCGCAGCCGAGCGGGGACCAGGUGAUGAACUUCGGCAAGUACAAGUCAUGGAUGUACAAGGAGGUGCCUGUGGAAUACCUCCGCUGGGCAGUCUUGGAGUCGGAGGCGAACGACACGGCGGGGGACGACCUCUGCCACUUUGCCGCAUGGGCGAAGGGGGAGCUGGCGAAGCAGUCGACAUAUGCACAGAGGUGCGGGGCAGUUCCCUACAACAUGGACCCGGAGGCCAAGGCGAUCACUCCAGUCCCAAAGGUGGUGGCAUCUUCCGCGCCAUGCAGCAGCUGGUCGCGGGUGUCUUCAAGGGGAACUCCGAAGAGGGCAUCGUCCGAGACGGAAUCAGGGAUGUCGGCAAUGGAUGCGGAGUUGCCGGAGGAGGCACAAGCGGAACUGCUGAGGCUGGAGACCGAGAUCGCGUUGGUGAAGCAGAAGUACCGAGUGAGAAGAACACCAACCAUUGAGACUGUCGAGGGCAAGGUUUUUGUAGAGGGCAAGGACGUCGGGCUUGGCAAGCUAAAGUAUGACGACGUCCUUGAGUAUAAAGCGACAAUCGGGCUUGGUAAGCAUGUCGUUGAGAAUGCGGCGACAGUCGGGCUGGGCAUUGGUGGUGGAUCCGGCAACUAUGAGGCUGCGAAUGACUUGGUGAGCGAUGACGGCGACAAGUGCGAUGAUGGGCCUGGCAGGGACUGGCGCGGGUAUGGCGCCCAGAUGCUGGGGAACAUCUUCAUGGCCGAUGCGGCUUGUGGCGACAGCGACAGUGGUGAGGUGGUGAGUCCCAAGGAGAGAGCUCGCAGGGGCAUGCAAAAGAGGAAGAUCAAUUCAUCCACGAGGAAGAAGCUGCAGCACAUGGGACGGCAGCUUAGCUUGGUGUUGAUGGCAUGCGCUGGCGCAAUUGGUAGCUUUGCGGAGGAGGUCUUUGUGGAGCCGGUUCAAGACUUGUGGAUGGCAACUGGCUUUGGCGGAGAGGGCAGAGUUCACUGCCUUGAGGUGUUUGCCGGCGAAGCGGAAAUCUCUGGCGCUUUUGCUGCUCAUGGCUUGGGGGUCCUGCGCCCUCGAGACAUCAGGUACGGAGAUGAUCUACGCGACCCUGAGGUGCGGGCCAACAUCUUGGAGGAAGUACGGCAAAGAAGGCCAAAAGUGGUUUGGCUGGCCCCGCCGUGCACGGCGUGGUGCGCAUUUUCCAGGCUGAACCACACCAAGCAAGAGCGGCGGCGCAUCCGUCGCCGGGAGAAGGUCUUUCUGGAAUUCAUUGACGAGGUCUUCUUGAUCCAGCGCAUGAAUGGAGGGCAUGUCGUGGUUGAGAACCCAGCCACUUCUGACAUUUGGCUUCACCCCAUUUUGGCAAGGUGGGCUCGUGACAACCAGGUGGAGAGUUUUGUCCUCCACAUGUGCGCUUUUGGUCUGGAGUCGAUAGCUCACCCGGGCAUGGCCUUGAAGAAGAGCAUCAAGCUGAUGGCAACAGAUCCGAGUUUCAAACAAGCGGUGGUUGAGGCGACCAAGAACGCUGGAGCUCACCAAGUUUUGGUGGCUGACGACGGCACAGGCCGAGAUGUGCCGUGA
Cladocopium goreaui is the source of this 4110-nucleotide messenger RNA. The record is from the annotation of a GenBank genome assembly. NCBI's taxonomy places the organism in Eukaryota, Dinophyceae, Suessiales, Symbiodiniaceae.